AUGUUGUACCCGAGAUUCUCUGUCAUGUUAUUCAUGUGCCUAUUCAUCGCACAAUCCAUCGCACAAGAUACACGGUCACUUCAAAUGUCGAUUAUGGAUGGUUAUCAAUUCCAAUGUGUUAAUACAACUUGUUUACCAUUUGCUACUGUGUCCGUAUCCGAUAUUCGCGAUUGUCAAUUCAUGUGUUUAAGUAAUGAGCGGUGUCGCGCGGCAACUUUCCACCAGUCAAUUUCUGCCUGUGAACUAUUCGCUAAUGCAUCCAGCAAUGUCACUCUCAUGUUCCCACAAGUGCAAACAACUGCUAUGCUAGUCAUGCCUGACACACGGACAAGAUCAUAUUCAUACACUAUGUUUGAAGUUGCGAUAACGUAUUCCGUUGGCUACGUUCCCAUUCCGGUAUUCGUUACCGAUACUAAUAACGACAAUAAGUCGGAUAUCGUUGUUGGUAACUAUAAUUCGAAUUCAAUUGGUGUGCUUCUUAACUAUGGUAAUGGCACAUUUGCUCAUCAAGUCGAAUAUUAUAUCGGAGCUUAUCCAUUCGGAUUAGCCGUUCGAGAUAUCAAUGGUGACAAUAAACCUGAUAUCAUCGCUGCGAUUCAAAACACCGGUUACAUAAACAUUUUGCUGAAUGCAGGCAACGGUACAUUUCUUCCUCCAACAAAUUAUACAAGUGGCACAUCGCCAUUGUCAGUUGUCGUAGCAGAUUUCAACAAUGAUAGUCAGCCUGAUAUAGCUGCUGCUAACUCUGGCUCAUAUACGGUGUCAGUUUUACUCAACGCUGGAAAUGGAUCAUUUCCGAAUAAAACAAGUUACUCUGUUAGUACAACACCACGAUCAAUAGCAGCUGCAGAUCUCAACGGCGAUGGUAAAAUCGACCUCGUUGCUGCCAAUAGUGGUGCAAACAACACCGGGGUGCUCAUCAAUUCAGGUAGUGGAUCAUUUUUGUCACAAGUAACGUAUCCAGUUGGUCAGACUCCGUAUUCAGUUGCAAUAGCAGAUCUCAAUCAUGAUAAUUACCCCGACAUUAUCACUGCCAAUUAUAAUUCGAAUACUACCAGUAUUCUUUUCAAUACUGGUAGUGGCUCAUUUCUUUCUCAAGUAACUUAUGCAGUUGGUGCUCUACCGUAUUUUGUGGCGGCAGUUGAUAUAAAUAAAGAUCAAAAUAUUGACAUCAUUGUUGCUAACUCCGGUUCCAAUAACGUUGGAGUGCUUUUCAACACUGGCACAGGCUCAUUUGAAAGUCAAGUUACUUAUUCAGUUGGCAAUGAUCCACAUUCAGUCUUCGUCAGCGAUGUGAACUACGAUGGAAAGCUCGAUAUAGUCACCGCUAACUCCGGUUCAAAUACUGUCUCUGUUCUCUUAUGUAAAUGA
Molecule: messenger RNA, 1371 nt
Organism: Adineta ricciae
Lineage: Eukaryota; Metazoa; Rotifera; Eurotatoria; Adinetida; Adinetidae
Source: the annotation of a GenBank genome assembly